Gymnogyps californianus (California condor) is the source of this 1394-nucleotide messenger RNA. RefSeq names its product divergent protein kinase domain 2A (gene DIPK2A). NCBI's taxonomy places the organism in Eukaryota, Metazoa, Chordata, Aves, Accipitriformes, Cathartidae. The transcript has 3 exons. The record is from RefSeq and is a predicted model, not a curated record. Gene Ontology annotation, biological process: cardiac muscle cell proliferation; regulation of phosphatidylinositol 3-kinase/protein kinase B signal transduction. Gene Ontology annotation, cellular component: COPI vesicle coat. Bases 1 to 1290 code for a protein of 429 amino acids.
AUGCUGCGGCUGGUGUCGCUGAAGUUGGGGCGGCUGUACCGCUACGUGAAGCUGGCGGUGCUGGGCAGCCUGGCGGCGGCGCUGGUGCUGAACACGCACUCGCUGCUGGCCUCGCUGCAGCGCAACGAGCUGUCGGAGCGGCGCUUCCUGCAGCUCAAUAAGUGCCCGGCCUGCUGGGGCACCAGCUGGUGCCGCAAGUUCCUCAACGGGCAGCUGCGGCUGGAGAGCUGGGGCCGCCUGCGCCUCUUCGACUUCUUCAACGUCAAGAACGUCUACUUCGCGCGCUACGGGGAGCCCCGCGAGGGCAGCCGCCGCGUCGUCCUCAAGCGCCUCGGCUCCGCGCAGGAGCUCGCCGACAUCGACACCAAGAUCUGCCGCCGCGCCACCGGCAGGGGCCGCUGCGACCUCCUCCAGGCCCUGCACGCCACCGAGUUCGCCAGCCUCAACGGCGACGUGCGGCUCCUCACCCCCGACGCCGUGGAGGGCUGGUCGGACCUGGUGCACUGCCCCUCGCAGCGCCUGCUCGACCGCCUGGUCCGCCGCUACGCCGAGACCAAGGACUCGGGCAGCUUCCUGCUGCGCAACCUGAAGGACUCGGAGCGCAUGCAGCUCCUCAUCACCCUCGCCUUCAACCCCGAGCCGCUGGUGCUGCAGAGUUUUCCAUCUGAUGAGGGUUGGCCGUUCGCAAAGUACUUAGGAGCAUGUGGAAGAAUGGUGGCUGUCAAUUACGUUGGAGAAGAGCUGUGGAGUUACUUUAAUGCACCAUGGGAGAAACGAGUGGAUCUGGCCUGGCAAUUAAUGGAAAUAGCUGAGCAGCUGACAAAUAAUGACUUUGAAUUUGCACUCUACCUCCUUGAUGUCAGCUUUGACAACUUUGCAGUUGGACCAAGAGAUGGGAAAGUUAUCAUUGUAGAUGCAGAAAACGUUCUGGUAGCAGACAAAAGGUUAAUCAGACAGAAUAAACCUGAAAACUGGGAUGUAUGGUAUGAAAGCAAAUUUGAUGACUGUGAUAAAGAAGCUUGUCUGUCCUUCUCAAAAGAGAUUCUUUGUGCUCGUGUCACUGUGGACCACAAUUAUUAUGCUGUUUGUCAGAACCUUUUAUCAAGACAUGCCACAUGGCGUGGCACUUCUGGAGGACUACUUCAUGACCCCCCAGCUGAAAUUGCCAAAGAUGGCCGACUUGAGGCCUUGCUGGAUGAGUGUGCCAACCCAAAGAAGCGAUAUGGUAGAUUCCAAGCCGCAAAAGAACUGCGUGAAUACCUUGCACAAUUGAGUAACAAUGUGAGGUAGUCCACAGUGAAAAUUUUUUGCAGCACUGGCUAAAACACUAUUGCAAAGACACAUAGAAAAUGAAGUUUUGAACUUAUGUAUUAAAAAGAGAAAAUAAAAAAAAA